Zymoseptoria tritici IPO323 is the source of this 711-nucleotide messenger RNA. RefSeq lists its product as uncharacterized. The transcript has a single exon. Bases 60 to 710 code for a protein of 216 amino acids. Lineage: Eukaryota; Fungi; Ascomycota; Dothideomycetes; Mycosphaerellales; Mycosphaerellaceae. The record is from RefSeq and is a predicted model, not a curated record.
UUGCUGGCGAGAACGAGGAAGUGGAGGACGAGGCAAGUCAUGGUCGAGCUGGCGCAACGAUGAUACCACAAUCACUGUCAACGACUGGCGAGUUCAGCUCAAAUCUCCCAGCAUUGCGCUCGUCGGCCGACAAGGACGUCACAACAUCAUCUUCUGACCAAAGCAUCGAUACCGUGGCGCCUAAUCGCCGCCCACGUCCUGUCGCAGCGCAUCGACAGCAAGUUCCCUUGACCUCCAGCCACAACUUUCAGAUGCCAUCUACUCUGUCCCUCCACGCGGGUUUCUCGUCCGUACAAACUGACCAGCUGCGUGUAAAUCGCAGUCCAAAGAAGAGUUCCGGGGGCUGUUUGGCUACGCCGGCGUCUGUUCGAGUUGGCGAUGUGGCUGAAGAGGAGGAUGGUCCACUACGAUUGAGCUUCCAGCAAGCACAAGUGUGGGAAGACGACAGCUUUGGCUUCGACAGCACCACGGACAUGGCCAUCGCCACCGUCGAUACGCAAACUCAUGCUUUCGUCUCAGGCAUUGGCGCAAAUAUGCAGCAUCCCAGCCAACAAGAGUCUCAGGUCUCCAGUAGCUCUGUGGUGAAGCGCAAGAAGGCGCUCGACAGCACCUCGCAGCUUUCACAAGAUCUGGACGGCUUGCUGCAAGAUGUAUUGGAGAAGAGUACGGCGGGUUUUCUGGGCGGUACGGAUGGUACGGACGGGUUCUGAA